ACUCAUUUAUCGUCUUCUCCGCUUGAAGUCACACACAGAAGCUCAACUACUUUCAUCUUUACAUAUCCAUAUUUUCAGGUUGCCUUUUCCUUCUGGCUGGUAAUCGGGGGUGACUUUGAUAAAUAUAGACUUAUUAACUGUUUUAUCAAGUGUUUGCCACUGGCCAUCGCCUCUGUAAGCUUGCCUUUGGAUUGUAGCCAUAACGCCCAACCUUCUUCUCUAAAAAACUAGAAAUGGUCGAUAAACUUCACUGACAAACACAAUUCUAAUAAACCCUACCAUAUCUAUGUCUCAACUUAAGCUUUCAUUGUGGGUAUCUUCAGAUCACCUAAUUCGUGACACCAAUCAUAUUUUUGUCCAACAUCAUUUGAGAUUAUACCAAUCCAAUAACUCCCGCUCUUCAAGAUUAUCAAAUUUCUCAGCAAUCAACUGCAAUCUUCGUGAUCUCCGCCAGCGUAUUGCCACCGUGAAAAACACACAGAAAAUCACCGAGGCAAUGAAACUUGUAGCUGCUGCAAAGGUCCGGAGAGCUCAAGAGGCAGUAGUUAACGGCCGACCGUUCUCUGAAGCACUGAUUGAUGUUCUCUACAGCAUCAACGAACAACUCCAAUCAGAAGAUGUUGACAUACCCUUAACAUCCAUUAGACCUGUCAAGAAAGUUGCGCUCGUUGUAAUAGCAGGAGACAGAGGUCUUUGUGGAGGCUUUAACAAUUUUGUUCUUCGAAAAGCCGAAACCAGAAUCGCCGAAUUGAAGAAUCUUGGACUUGAUUAUACCGUUAUUAGUGUAGGUAAAAAGGGUAAUUCCUAUUUCAUACGGCGACCUAAUAUUUCAGUUGAUAGGUUCAUUGAAGGGGAAGGUUUUCCAACUGCAAAAGACUCCCAAGUGAUUGCUGAUGAUGUGUUUUCGUUGUUUGUAAGUGAAGAAGUUGAUAAGGUUGAGCUUUUGUACACAAAGUUUGUUUCUUUGGUUAAAUCGACUCCUGUGAUUCAAACACUGCUUCCAUUGUCUGCUAAAGGCAAGAUCAUUGAUGGGAAUGGUAAUUCUGUUGAUGCAAGUGAAGAUGAAUUCUUUAGGUUGACUUCAAAAGAGGGGAAACUCAGUGUAGAGAGGGAUAAAACGAUGAGUAAAAGUGAUGGGUUUUUGCCAAAUAUGGAGUUUGAACAAGAUCCUGUUCAGAUUCUUGAUGCAUUGAUGCCUCUUUAUUUGAAUAACCAGAUUUUGAGGGCGCUACAGGAAUCGUUAGCAAGUGAGCUUGCUGCCAGGAUGAAUGCAAUGAGCAAUGCUACCGAUAAUGCAGUUGAAUUAAAAAAGGAUCUUCAAAAUGUUUAUAACCGUCAAAGACAAUCUAAGAUAACCAAUGAAAUACUAGAGAUUGUUGCUGGAGCUGAAGCACUUUUGUAGCUAAAUUCGUCUCAAAGUGGAUUCUGUUGUGACAUUUUGUUGUACUUGUGAAAGUAUUAUAGUGUUUGAGUUGGAUUUUAGAAUCGAUGAAGAGGAUUUUGUUAGGUGGAAUUCAAAAUGAGGUUUUUAAUGGUUUCGUGCAUUGCCUCUUUUUUGAUA
Erigeron canadensis is the source of this 1561-nucleotide messenger RNA. RefSeq names its product ATP synthase gamma chain, chloroplastic-like. Gene Ontology annotation, cellular component: chloroplast thylakoid membrane. Bases 287 to 1402 code for a protein of 371 amino acids. Lineage: Eukaryota; Viridiplantae; Streptophyta; Magnoliopsida; Asterales; Asteraceae. The record is from RefSeq and is a predicted model, not a curated record. The transcript is spliced from 2 exons. Gene Ontology annotation, biological process: proton motive force-driven ATP synthesis. Gene Ontology annotation, molecular function: proton-transporting ATP synthase activity, rotational mechanism.